AUGAAUAUCCCAGGACUUGGCCAGGCAGCUCCUGCUGCUACAUUCUCCGCACCAACUAUCCAAGCAGCAGUAGCAGUCCAUGACCUACAAGCCAAUUCAGAAUGGCGUUUCGAAGUCGCAUAUGGACAAAGUAUUGAAGUCAAGAUCCUUUCAGGAACCGCCGAGAUCUUUGGUACAGAGCUGGCUGUCAACCAUACAUACACAUUCCGCGGCACCAAAUCAUCAAUUUUCACCUGGCAUGGCUGUCGAAUUGAAGUCAACGGGCCCUGCGAAGAGUACAUGGCAGAAGAAACGCCCAUGAUAACCUACGUCAACACACAUUUCGCCUUAGAAAAGCUACGAGACGAUGCAAUUCAGAACGGAGGGGAGGGACCAAGGGUUCUGGUUGUAGGACCAAAUAAUGCUGGGAAAACCAGUCUGGUGAAGCUGUUGACGGCUUAUGCGACACGGAUGGGACGUCAGCCUAUGGUCAUCAAUACAGAUUCGAGAGAAGCUUUGCUGUCGAUUCCGGGGACACUUACGGCUACGCCUUUUGCUUCAAUCAUUGAUGUUGAGCAUGGGUGGGGAAGUAGUCCUACGAGUGGACCGAGUCCAGUGCCUGUGAAGCUGCCGUUGUGCUAUUAUUAUGGAUUGGCAAGCCCGGAGGAUGAUACAAAGUUAUACAAGCCGAUUCUCACGAGGCUGGCGUUGGCUGCUGCAAGCAGGCUAGCUGAUGAUCCGGUUAUUAGGGGGACAGGAAUGAUUAUUGAUACUCCUGGAGUUAUUAGCCAAGGAAAGGGUGGCUAUGACUUAAUAUCACACAUCGUCUCGGAAUUUUCAGUCAACACGAUCUUGGUCCUUGGAUCCGAGAGAUUACACAGUGAGAUGCAGCGCAGGUUCUCUGCAUACAAGACAAGGUCAGGCGAGGCAAUUACUCUAGUGAAGCUGGAUAAAUCAGGUGGUUGCGUCGAUAGGGACGACACUUUUAUGCAACAGAUGCAAGAGGCUGCCAUAAGAGAAUAUUUCUUCGGUGACCCAAAACGAACUCUUAGUCCACAUACUCAACAAGUAAACUUCGAUGAUGCUACAAUCUACAAAAUCCAUGAAGGCGGCGAAGAAGAUAGCCAGCAAGUAGGGUUAUAUGAGAAUGUGGAGCCGUCCUCAAUGAUGCUGCAUUGCCUACUCGCAGUCAUGUAUGCAUCGACACGGGACUCACAGGAGACAGUUCGGGAUGCGAGUGUAAUGGGAUUUGUGUACGUAGCGGAAGUUGAUGAGAAGAAAAGGAGACUCAAGAUCCUUGCCCCUUUGAACACCAGAAUUACAGAUCGACCUAUGAUCUGGGGUAGCUGGCCAGAGACUACAGUGAGUUUAAUAUGA
This is a messenger RNA of Lachnellula hyalina, 1356 nucleotides long. It is a transcript of the gene clp1, whose product is annotated as mRNA cleavage and polyadenylation factor. The coding region runs from base 1 to 1356 and encodes 451 amino acids. The transcript is spliced from 5 exons. The record is from RefSeq and is a predicted model, not a curated record. Gene Ontology annotation, molecular function: polynucleotide 5'-hydroxyl-kinase activity. Gene Ontology annotation, biological process: tRNA splicing, via endonucleolytic cleavage and ligation. Gene Ontology annotation, cellular component: nucleus; mRNA cleavage factor complex. Lineage: Eukaryota; Fungi; Ascomycota; Leotiomycetes; Helotiales; Lachnaceae.